Molecule: messenger RNA, 567 nt
Organism: Ascoidea rubescens DSM 1968
Lineage: Eukaryota; Fungi; Ascomycota; Saccharomycetes; Ascoideales; Ascoideaceae
Gene: MSH5
Product: MutS family protein MSH5
Exons: 2
Biological process (GO): chiasma assembly; mismatch repair
Cellular component (GO): nucleus
Molecular function (GO): ATP binding; mismatched DNA binding; ATP-dependent DNA damage sensor activity
Source: RefSeq, a predicted model, not a curated record
GCUAUGUCAGGCAUGUUUGCUAUUGGCAGAAUUAGAUUGGUAUGAUAAAUUUAAUAUAACCAAGUUUUUUUUGUUUUUUUUUGUUUUUUUUUGUCUGNUUUUGUACUAACAAUCAGUUAAGUUUUCUAUCUUUAGCAAAAGCAGCUUCCACUUAUAACUAUGUCAAGCCAAAAAUGACAAUGGAUAUAGUUCUAGAUAUCAAAGAAGGGCGCCAUCCUUUAUAUGAAACAAUUGCUGCCACAUUUGUGCCAAAUGGUAUAUAUUUAAAUGGCUCUACUUCGAACGACGAAAAGUGGUUUGAAAAUGGGUUUGAAAGAAUAUUAUUACUAACUGGAGCGAAUUUUUCAGGAAAAUCUGUAUAUUUGUCCCAAUGUGCUUUAAUUACUUUUUUAGCGCAUAUUGGCUCAUAUGUUCCUGCAUCAAAAGCAACCAUAGGCUUGACUGACAAGAUACUAACAAGAAUAAUGUCAAAAGAAAGUAUUUCAAAGAUGCAAAGCACUUUCCUAAUUGACUCUCAGCAGAUGUCUAAAUGCUUGAAACUAAUGACAGAAAAAAGUUUGCUUAUAG